Molecule: messenger RNA, 2174 nt
Organism: Homo sapiens (human)
Lineage: Eukaryota; Metazoa; Chordata; Mammalia; Primates; Hominidae
Gene: PTGES3L-AARSD1
Product: PTGES3L-AARSD1 readthrough
Exons: 17
Coding region: 347-2107 (586 amino acids)
Source: RefSeq, marked validated
GCAACGGCGCGGUGGCCUGGAACCCCAGGGGAGUGGUGGGCGGGGCCUGAAGUACCCAAGUCCCCGAGGGCGCGCCUUCCCCGGGAAUUUAAUUCAGGACAAUAAUGUUUUAUUGAGCGCCUAUUGUGAAUCAGACACUGAGCAGUAAGCGUCGGAGAAACAGGUGAAUGAUACCGGGGAAAAGUCAUUCCCUGUGUGUAGCGUCUAGGGCAGCCUUUGCCCUGGUUCCAGCAGAUGGGUUGUCUCUUCAUAGUCUAUGCAUUUCUGAAGACCCCACGGUGAAGGGCUGCAAGGAUGAAGCUGUCCCAGAGUAUCUCCAGAGUGCAGAUCCCUUGGCUGCCAGGUCAUGUUCUCUCUUCCUCUCAACUGCUCUCCCGACCAUAUAAGGAGAGGCAGCUGCUGGGGGCGUCCCCAGGAUCUAAAGAUAGCGGCCCCUGCCUGGAACUCUAAAUGCCACCCUGGAGCGGGAGCCGCAAUGGCACGGCAGCACGCCCGGACCUUGUGGUACGACAGGCCCAGGUAUGUGUUCAUGGAGUUUUGUGUUGAGGACAGCACCGAUGUCCACGUGCUUAUUGAGGAUCACCGCAUUGUGUUCAGCUGCAAGAAUGCCGAUGGAGUGGAGUUGUACAAUGAGAUUGAGUUCUAUGCCAAAGUGAACUCCAAGGACUCCCAGGAUAAGCGCUCUUCCCGCUCUAUUACUUGUUUUGUGAGAAAAUGGAAGGAAAAGGUGGCCUGGCCGCGGCUUACCAAGGAGGAUAUCAAGCCAGUGUGGCUGUCUGUGGACUUUGAUAACUGGAGAGACUGGGAAGGGGAUGAAGAGAUGGAGCUGGCUCAUGUGGAACAUUAUGCAGAGCUUUUGAAGAAGGUCAGCACCAAGAGACCUCCACCUGCCAUGGAUGAUUUGGAUUUCACCACCACCGUGGUCUCCUGCUGUCCCGCGGAGCUGCAGACUGAAGGGAGCAACGGCAAGAAAGAAGUGCUGAGCGGUUUCCAAGUGGUGCUGGAAGACACAGUGCUUUUCCCUGAGGGCGGGGGACAGCCUGAUGACCGUGGUACAAUCAAUGACAUCUCUGUGCUGAGAGUGACUCGCCGUGGGGAACAGGCUGAUCAUUUCACCCAGACACCCCUGGAUCCAGGAAGCCAGGUUCUGGUCCGGGUAGAUUGGGAGCGGAGGUUUGACCACAUGCAGCAGCAUUCAGGGCAGCAUCUCAUCACGGCAGUUGCUGACCAUCUAUUUAAGCUGAAGACAACAUCAUGGGAGUUAGGGAGAUUUCGGAGUGCGAUUGAGCUGGACACCCCCUCUAUGACUGCAGAGCAAGUAGCUGCCAUUGAGCAGAGCGUCAAUGAAAAAAUCAGAGAUCGGCUGCCUGUGAAUGUCCGAGAACUGAGCCUGGAUGAUCCUGAGGUGGAGCAGGUGAGUGGCCGGGGUUUGCCUGAUGAUCAUGCUGGGCCCAUUCGGGUUGUUAACAUCGAGGGCGUUGAUUCCAACAUGUGCUGUGGGACCCAUGUGAGCAAUCUCAGUGACCUUCAGGUCAUUAAGAUUCUGGGCACUGAGAAGGGGAAAAAGAACAGAACCAACCUGAUAUUUCUGUCUGGGAACCGGGUGCUGAAGUGGAUGGAGAGAAGUCAUGGAACUGAAAAAGCACUGACUGCUCUGCUUAAGUGUGGAGCAGAGGAUCAUGUGGAAGCAGUGAAAAAGCUCCAGAACUCCACCAAGAUCCUGCAGAAGAAUAACCUGAAUCUGCUCAGAGACCUGGCUGUGCACAUUGCCCAUAGCCUCAGGAACAGUCCAGACUGGGGAGGUGUGGUCAUAUUACACAGGAAGGAGGGUGAUUCAGAGUUCAUGAAUAUCAUUGCCAAUGAGAUUGGGUCAGAGGAGACCCUCCUGUUCUUAACUGUGGGCGAUGAGAAAGGUGGUGGACUCUUCUUACUGGCAGGGCCACCUGCGUCUGUGGAGACCCUGGGGCCCAGGGUGGCUGAGGUCCUGGAAGGCAAAGGAGCAGGGAAGAAAGGCCGUUUUCAGGGCAAGGCCACCAAGAUGAGCCGGCGGAUGGAGGCGCAGGCGCUUCUCCAGGACUACAUCAGCACGCAGAGUGCUAAGGAGUGAGGGCUUAGGGCACUCACCUCCUGUUUCCACAGGAAUCUUUUGGUCAAUAAAAUAGAUUGACUCAGAA